Drosophila subobscura is the source of this 2257-nucleotide messenger RNA. RefSeq names its product nuclear pore complex protein Nup50 (gene Nup50). Gene Ontology annotation, cellular component: nuclear pore. Gene Ontology annotation, biological process: protein import into nucleus. Bases 102 to 2231 code for a protein of 709 amino acids. The record is from RefSeq and is a predicted model, not a curated record. NCBI's taxonomy places the organism in Eukaryota, Metazoa, Arthropoda, Insecta, Diptera, Drosophilidae. The transcript has 3 exons.
AAAGAUAGCUCCGCGGCCACACUGCACUGAAACCCAACUAAAAUCUAUAUAAUUUUUUUCCUCGCGUUUUUCUAGCAUUAUCAAAACUAUUUUGCAAUAAAAUGGCUGGGAAGCGGCAAGCCACGUCAAAUCUGAACCAUGAUAACUGGGACCAGGAGGAGGAGCCUGAGGACCGUGGCAUUUUCAAGACGGCAACACAGGAGGAGCUGAAAACACGCGUUAUCAAGAAGGCGCGACGAUCCAUUGCCGGUGCGUCCACGGAUGGUGACGGCGGCGGGGAAACUUCGAAAAGCAUAUUCAGUGGAUUUUCAGGUUUUGGCAAGCCGGCUAACGCAUCGGCUGCAGGCUCGCCGUUUGCAUACCUAUCGAAUCCGGCGCCGGCAUCUACAAGUGGCGAAGCGCCAAAGGCCACAUUUUCGUUUUUGUCCAGUUCCAGCAAAAUCAAUACAAAGCCAGAUGGCGAAGCGGCGGCUGCACCUUUGCAGACCCUUGCCAGCAGCAGUAGCAGCUCAGCGGCAAGUACCAGCGGUGGUUCGGGAUCCACUUCAAUUUUCGGGAACGUUUAUUCUGCAAAAAAAGAGGCCAAGCCUUCGUCGGCCAGCAGUACUACUACGCCAUUUUUUGGCAACGUACAAGCGGGCAAAAAGGAUGCCGCCGCCAUUCCUUCGUUCUCUUUCGGAAGCGCCACAAUGCCUGUAAAGCAAUCAACAUCUGCACAAAGCACUUCUAUAUUCGGCAACGCGCCAGCUGUUAAAAAAGAUAACGCCAAACCCUCGUCGUCCCUUGGAGAGACAGUCCCAGCAGCAACUACUCCUGCUUCCACUUCAAUUUUCGGGAACGUGUCUCCUGCUAAAAAAGACGUCAACAUACCCUCGAUCUCGUUUGGGGCUAGAAAAGCGGCAGUAAAGGUGUGCACAAGUACCACUGACGGUACCAAUCCAAGCAGCUCAAUAUUCGGCAAGAGUUUGGCUGCCAAAAAAGAUGGCAGCGCGGUAAGCGGGCCAGCCAGCGCCAAGCCAUCGCCCAGCAAGGCAGCAGCCUCCGGCACAGAGUCCUCUGAGUACAGCGAGAAUGUGGCCGACUUGAACCGUGCACUGCUGAAGUUUCUAACAGAAUGCCUGGACAAGAGUGCCUAUUGGGUACUGACCCCAGUAUUCAAGAAAUAUGACGAGCAUCUGAAGGAACUCCAGGACGAGGACAGUGCCAAAACUAAGACAAACACGGCUUUGAAGCCUCCAGCUACAGCUGCAGCUAUGCCCAAGAUGCCGAGCACCCCAGCAGCAACACCAGUCGCUGAUACAGCAACGUUUUCCUUUGGCAAACCUGCCACUCCCAUCACUGGCUCAACGUCGCCGUUCUUCGCCAAGAAGCCGGCUACCAGUACAAUUACCAUCGGCAGCACAUCGACCACUACAACCACACCGAUGUUCUCCUUUGGCAGCACUCCAGCUGGGCCUCCCAAUGCAGCAGCAGCGUCCACGAAAACACCUCCCUCCACACCAGCCAUGAUGCGGUUCUCGCCAAAGCCUUUGGGGGAGAGUAAAACUGAGGAUGUCUCUAAGCCAGGCUUCUUUAGCCUUGGGGCUAAGGAUAAUUCCAGCAGCAAGGCAGAAACGGCCGCCGUGCCACUGAAAACAAAUGGCUUCAGCUUUGGCUUCAAGAGUGGCGGCGAUGAGAAACCUGGAGGUAGCUCCUCGCUAUUUGCGGGAUUCGGCAGCUCCGCUGGAGCGGCUGGAGGAGAUGCCAAGCCUUCGACUGGCUUCUCAUUUACCCCUGGAGCCACACCGUUCUCCUUUGGCAAUAUAAAGCCGCCAGCUGCAGCUGCAGAGUCGGCUGGCAAUGCGGAGGACCAGGAUGAAGAGGACCAGCCACCGAAAGUAGAGUUCAAGCAGGUUGUCGAAGAGGAUGCAGUCUACUCAAAACGCUGCAAAGUGUUCGUAAUGAAGGGUGCGGACUAUGCCGAUCGAGGAGUGGGCAUGUUGCAUUUGAAGCCCGUGAAGGAUUCGGAGAAGGCGCAGCUGAUUGUGCGUGCCGACAACAAUAUUGGUCAGGUCCUGAUCAAUCUGAUGGUCGGCAAUGGCCUGCCCUGCCAACGCAUGGGCAAAAACAAUGUAAUGAUCAUGAGUCUGCCCAUGCCGGAGGACACCAAAGUUGUGUCGAUUCUGCUGCGCGUUAAAACUGCGGAAGAGGCCGACGAGUUGUUGGCGAAACUACAGGACUACACCAAGUGAAGAUUCGCACGGCAAAUUCAUGUUAU